ACCACGGCAGGCUCACUCACAUACGUACGGCGUCAAAGCCAAAGAUCCACCUUAUAUAUGCGGCGUGUGUUGCCGACAGACGGCUCAUUCCAAACACCUUGAGCUCCUCACAAGUCAUUUCUAGGAGCCUCACCAACAUGUGCAGCUCUGCUUCCUGGAACUCCUCGCCUCCUGGUGUGCUCUUCAUCAGGCAGCAGGGGAAGAAGAAGCCACAUGUCUCAAUGACUCUCAGGAGGAAGAGGUUAAUGCUGAUCAGGAGGAGGAGGGAGCUGAGGAGGGCUGCUGGAGGGGCGGAGAUGGCGAUGCUGAACCUGAGGCUCCACCUGGAGAACCGGCGCAUCCUGGCCGAGAACGAGAGGCUCCGGGAGAGGGCCGGCGCGCUCCGCCGCGAGAACCUCACGCUGCGUGCCAACCUCUGCAAGGCGGCGCCAGCGCUGGCAGAGGCCGCCCCCGGCUGCUGAGCCUCCGGCCGUUCUCCUUGGUGGCUCCUUGUUGUGCUUGUGCUAGCUUGUCUAGGUGUGUUGAUGGUAGCUCCUUGGCCUGUUGGAGAUGGCUGGCUGGCUGAUGAUCUGUGCUUAUUGAUCAACCGCAAGGUUUUUCUUGGACCUAAUUUGUGUGAUUUGUGGCAAGAUCAAUAGAUCAUGGUUGCACAUUA
Triticum dicoccoides is the source of this 655-nucleotide messenger RNA. Its product is annotated as protein LITTLE ZIPPER 1-like. The record is from RefSeq and is a predicted model, not a curated record. Lineage: Eukaryota; Viridiplantae; Streptophyta; Magnoliopsida; Poales; Poaceae. The transcript has 2 exons. Bases 138 to 461 code for a protein of 107 amino acids.